AUGGAGGAAGUCGCCGCAAUGCAAAUGGCACGAGCUGCCGGUAUGCCUGUUCCCAAGGUCCUAUCUUGUGGAGAGCAUCCCAAUGAGCCAUAUAACCGUCUUUGGUCAAUAUUGAUGACAAGACUCCCGGGUAUUCAACUCGAGAACUCAUACGACUCUCUCCAUGUCGAGUUGGAGGAGCCAUGGCUGCUUGAACUCAAAACCUGCCUCACUUCCAUGCGUGAAUGGACCUCGCCUUAUGAUAGGCGUAUAUGUUCUGUCAUUAACAUGCCUAUGCGGAGCGCCCGAGUACCAGAUCAUACCAUGGGUCCUCUUGCGAACGAUACUGAGUUUCAUGAGUUCCUGAUAAGUCCUGCCUCGGGACACGGCUUUGAUACUACUGAAAAAUAUCUCGAGGCACGGGUCCAAGCAAACAAUAUACGCAAAUUUCAACAUCGGAUCACAUUCACCCACGGUGACACAAGGCUCACAAUAUUCUUGUCGGAGACGAUGGCCAUCUUUCCGGGUUUCUCGACUGGGAGUCAGCUGGAUGGUUACCUGAGUAUUGGGACUAUACAACUGCUAUGA
Molecule: messenger RNA, 567 nt
Organism: Penicillium malachiteum
Lineage: Eukaryota; Fungi; Ascomycota; Eurotiomycetes; Eurotiales; Aspergillaceae
Exons: 1
Coding region: 1-567 (188 amino acids)
Source: RefSeq, a predicted model, not a curated record